AUGCGAAGAAUCGCGUCGUUCACUGCUGUGUUCCUCGCUGCCGCGGCACAGGCCAGAUAUAUUGUCCCCGGCGGCCGAUGGCGAGAUACCAACGGGGACCUGGUCAAUGCGCAUGCUGGCGGUCUUCUGUAUGACGACAAGUCGAGCAAGUUCUGGUGGUUUGGCGAGUACAAGAUUGAAGGCCAGACGGAGGGUGGUGGUGUCUCAGUGUAUAGUUCGGAGGAUUUGGCGACGUGGGAGCCUCAUGGGUUGGCUUUGAAACCGGUUGAGGGACAUCCGUACAUCUCCCCCAAGCACAUCAUCCAGCGUCCCAAGGUGGUCUACAGUGAGGAGUCGAAUCAGUAUCAUAUGUGGUGGCAUGCAGAUAAUUCCACUUAUGGAUGGCUUCUGCAAGGAUUUGCGACUUCCGAUAACAUCACUGGGCCCUAUACAUUUGUCGACGCGAUGGCACCGCUAGGCAACUGGUCGCAAGACUUUGGGCUCUUCACCGACUACAAGGACGGCCGCUCGUAUGCGCUCUACUCGAACGGCGACAGCAAGUAUGGACGCGAUGUUUACCUUACCGCGUACAACAAGAACGUCACCGCGCUAGAGGAAGUCGUCUACCGGUUCCCGAAGUUUGACCUGGAGGCGCCGACCAUCAUCCAAACGGAGAAGAGCUACUGGGCGUUGAUGAGCCACAAGACUGGUUACCGGCCGAACAAUGUCGUUGCGUUCCGCGCCGACUCGCUCAGCGGUCCCUGGUCCCAGCCGUUCAUGGUUGCUCCUCUGAACACACGCACGUUCAGCUCCCAGUCCGGUUUCUCCCUCCGCAUUAAGGGGACGAAGAAGACGACAUACUUGUAUAUUGGCGAUCAGUGGGACUCCAACUCCCUUUGGGAAAGCCGGUACAUCUGGCUUCCGAUGGAUAUCGACGAGAAGAAGAAAACGCUCGACCUUGUCUGGAAUGACGUCUAUGACCUCAACGUGAAAACUGGAGAAUGGAAAGCCAUCCGCGGCAAGACAUACACCGCCAGCAAGGCCAAGACGAACGGCAAUGCUUAUAAACAGGAAGCUAACUUUGCAACCGACGGUGUCAUCCUGACAGGGAUCUACGGCAAUGACAGCACGGUCACCUUUGAGGGCAUUGAAGGAACUGGCAAGCCACAAUGGGUGUCUUUCUACUACCAGAACACCGAUGAUAUGGGUUUCGGCGAUCAACCGGGAGGCUCCCCCGAUCGCAUCGGUGGCUCAUGGCAGCUCCGUCGCAUUAGCAGCGUCGUUGUGAACGGGAAUACUUCGAAUGUGGAAACGCUUUAUCAGAGGGACACCCACAAGAGCAUCAUUCUGUCGGCGCCUCUGCUGCUAACGCUGGAGAAGGGCUCGCAUAAUACCAUUACAGUUGGGGGAUUGUACAAUGGAUUUGAUUACAAGGGGGCAGAUCUGGAUAAGAUUGUGGUUUAUCCGCCUGAGCAUUGA
Aspergillus lentulus is the source of this 1458-nucleotide messenger RNA. RefSeq lists its product as uncharacterized. NCBI's taxonomy places the organism in Eukaryota, Fungi, Ascomycota, Eurotiomycetes, Eurotiales, Aspergillaceae. Gene Ontology annotation, biological process: carbohydrate metabolic process. The record is from RefSeq and is a predicted model, not a curated record. Gene Ontology annotation, molecular function: hydrolase activity, hydrolyzing O-glycosyl compounds.